Molecule: messenger RNA, 492 nt
Organism: Zymoseptoria tritici IPO323
Lineage: Eukaryota; Fungi; Ascomycota; Dothideomycetes; Mycosphaerellales; Mycosphaerellaceae
Exons: 1
Coding region: 1-492 (163 amino acids)
Molecular function (GO): protein binding
Source: RefSeq, a predicted model, not a curated record
AUGGAUAUCAACGUAUCCAGGGGCGAUCAGCAAGAGAUCAUGGCAGUGUGGAAUGCGAUGAUGGGCGAGCAGACGCAGAAGCUCGAAGGGCACGACGGUGCGGUCUCCGCAGUGGCCUUCUCGCCGGACGGGCAGGUCAUUGUGUCGGCAUCCUUUAACAAGACAGUGCGGCUCUGGAAUGCGACGAUGGGCGAAAUGAUCCAGCUCAUCCCUAAUGCCGGUCGGUCUUCUCGAAUUACGUUCGCUGCGGAUGGAAAGGCUGUACAGACUGAUACUGGAAUCUUCCUCCUCGAACAGGCCGUUUCGGGCUUGCCUGGCGAUUUUUCCACGUGGACGACAUCCUUAGAGCUAAGAGACCAGUGGAUUUGCAAUCGAGAUAAAGACCUCCUCUGGCUACCCUAUGAAUACCGAGGAUACUGCUCAGCAAUACAUAAGACAACACUUGCAAUCGGACAGCCUUCUAGUGCAGUAAGCAUUUUUAGGUUAAGAUAA